AUGAACAAACUUUUGGAUUUCAACAAAUCAGAAAUUCAAAUUAAAAAGCACACAUUCGUGCAAGUCAAAUUCAAUAUACCUAUUUGUAUUUCUUCUACAAUUUCUACUACUUUUCUGCCUAUUUUAUUUCCUAAAAAUACGAUAGAAAGUGGCAAAGUAAAACAAAAAUACCAUUUCUACCGUAAUAGGCAAAGAAGCUCAUUACUAAAAGCAUUCAAAUCGUUAUUGUUUUUUGUUAUAAUUGUUAUUGAUAAUUCUUUGGCAUUACGAUCAUCAGCUACUGUAACUGUCACAGCAACUAAAACAAAUCGGUUUGCUGAAGAAGAAAUUCAACUUUUAAGAGAAGCAUUUUUAAAAAAAUUUGGAAUGAAAGAGCAACCAAAACAAACCAACCCAGCUCUACCAGUUCCCAAAUAUAUUUGGGAUAUUUAUGAAAAAGUGAAAUAUGAAAAUGUUGAUUGGGUUCGACACUAUUAUCCAAGUGACAUUCAUGGAUUCGAUAAUAACACUUUUUUUCUAAAUUACGAUUUAUCUGUAACUGUACAAAAUACGAGUAAUGAGCUUAUCAGCCGAGCAAACUUGAAAUUAAAGCUUAAAAAGGCGAAUUAUCGAAGACAUAUCAAAAUUUACGAGAUUGAUCAAAGAAAUUCUGAAAUUUGGAGGUUGAUUGAUGCUAAAUUUAUUGAGCAAAGUUUAUUAUACAGUAAUUAUCACUGGAUUGAAAUGGAUGUAACAGAAGGAUUACGUAGGAAACGACCUAAUAUGAAUAAAGUACGUUCGUGGUCAUUCGCAUUAUUUUUAAAUCAAAUUGAUUUUGCUGUAGAAAUAUCAAGUAAUCAAAUGAUGAAACAAGCACGUACGUCUUAUCAACGUCUUGAAUUUUUUGAUCUCCCGAAUGAUAGUAAACGAGCUGCAGCAUUAGUUGUUUAUGUCCAAAGUAUUGAUAAUCCUGUCAAGGUGCGACGGAAACGAAAAGCUAAUACGCGACGACGACAUCAACACAAAAAGUACCACAAUUAUCGACCAGUGGUCGUAAAUUAUUGUCGUCGUAGUGAACUUUUAGUUGACUUUAAUGAACUGAACUGGCAAGAUUGGAUUUUAGCUCCGUCAAGCUACAGCGCCUAUCAAUGUCAGGGAAUUUGUCCAAAUCCAUUGCCCUCUUUCUUCAAUACAACCAAUCAUGCUAUUGUUCAAGGCUUGAUUAAUUCAGUAGAUCCAAGUUUAGUGCCAGCUCCAUGCUGUGUACCUAUCGAGAUGGAAUCUCUGGCUAUUUUGUAUAUCGAUGUUGAAGGAAAAAUUGUUAUUAAGAACUAUCCUGAAAUGGAAGUGCUUAGCUGUGGUUGUCGAUAG
This is a messenger RNA of Thelazia callipaeda (thelaziosis nematode), 1350 nucleotides long. NCBI's taxonomy places the organism in Eukaryota, Metazoa, Nematoda, Chromadorea, Rhabditida, Thelaziidae. The record is from the annotation of a GenBank genome assembly.